AUGGCACGUCUCGCGAGAAGCUCGUCGGCCAAUCCGUCCGUUCCCGUCAACGAAGACCAGGGAGGGCAAGGUGACGGCGGCGAUGAGGUUUACGGGGGGAUUUGCGAGGAGGGCUUAGCGGAGAGGUUGGCGGAGAAAGGGAGAGCUGGCGAACAGGGUUCGAAGACUGAGGGAGCGCGGGAUAGCAGCGGCAACAGCAGCAGCGACAGCAGUCACGAGAGCGCGGCGGAUGACGAGAAGGGGCUGCGCGCCUUCCUGCGGCAUUGCCGCCAGCGUGUCAGGCGCGCAAGCAACACGAGCGCCGACGAGAGCAGCGCCGUUGGCGAGGAAGGCGGAGAGGGAAAGGCGACCGCGGCGGGGGGUCCGCUGAAGCGAAGCUUGACGGAGGAUGCGACGGGGGAGAUGAUGGCGCGGAGCAGCAUGGGCGGGGGCUCGUUGCAGGGCUUCACGAGGGGGGCGAGCUUGUCGCGGUCGACGAGCGACGUGCUGCAGGAAGCUGAGAUGGACGAGAUGGACAGAGAGGUGCUGCAAGAGGCGUUCGUGCGCGUGGCGGCGCUGCAGCAGCGCGUGCAGCACUACCGCGAUCUGGGCGGGUUCGUGGUGCUGAUGGCGCUAUUCAUCACCAUCCUCUACCUCCAGGCCGACUCCUCCCGCAGCUACGAGAUCACCGCCGCGCAUGCCGUGCUCUUCCCCCCCGGCAUGCGUCAGGACGCGUCCAACACCUUCAACGGUCCAGAUGACUUCUACAAUUGGCUCAACACCAGCAUCGUGCAGGCCGCACACUCGUCAGCCCGUGCACUCCACUCCACUCCUCUCUUCAUUGCCCCUCCCUUCUCCCCACCGCCCCUGCAGAGCCUCUGGACAGACCCCGUGUGUGGCGACGGCUCGUGCGAGCGCCCCUUCCAGUACCCCGCGUUUGGCCGCUUUGGCUGUGAGGCGGACUGCGGCACGUUCCCCAACCUCACCUCCAUUGUUGUCAGAUUCUCCUCUCAACUUGACACACAGCAUGCUGCUGACGAAACUUCCUGGAACCUCUGCAUGGUUAACCCGGUCUCCCUCUGCUGGUACGAGUCAUUCCAGCCAUUCCCACUCGGCACGGCAGAGGCAUCGGUGGCGGUGGACAUUCCGGACGGCGACUGGGUGGUGGUGCUCAACGCGCCCGCGGGGGGCAUCCGCGGCACCGUGCACGCGCCCCCUCCCGGCACGCGACGCUUCUCCAUCGUCGGCGCCGCCUCCACCGUUGAGCUUGCCACGUGGGGAUACUGCGCGCAUGAUGAUGACGUGGAUGCAGCCAAUCAGGUGCAGCCCAGUGGUGGAGCCGCUGGUUCUCCACCUGACAUCUGUCGUGAUCGACUCACAGCCCUGCAGGUGGCGGUGUCGCGUGCGCUCUUCACCAUGGCCAAGGACAGAUGCCUGGCCGGCCGUGCUCCAGGGGCAGAGGCGAUGCAAGUGGCGGGAGCCACCAAGCACACGCUGAGAGGGCCGGGCAGCGUGAGUUGGCGCAUAGUGGCGUGCCUGUGCACCAUGCUGGGGGGACCCUCCACAACACUGGACGAGUGCCAGUUCACAAAUGAAACAGGGCAGCAGGUGGUGAAAGCGGCAGACAUGUAUUCUUACCUGCAGCGCACGCAUGUGAGCGGCGGGCGCAUAAUCUCAUCGCAGCACAUGCGGCGCUUCGUGCAAAUGAUGGUGGCGGCGCUGCGGUCCGUCACGCCCAUGGCGGAUGCAGAUGCGGCGCGCCUCAACACGCUCAUGCACGCCUUCGACGAUGCGAUUGUCACAUCGGACGCUGUCGGCUGUUCGCAAGGUGCUCAUGGGCGCCCGGUAGUGGUGGUGGGUGCGGAUGCACAUACGCAGGUCGUGAUUGACGAUGUCAGCGCUUCUCGCCCUUUUCUCUCCCUUCAGGCGGAGCAUGGCUGCCGUGGCGGGUAG
Molecule: messenger RNA, 1932 nt
Organism: Closterium sp. Yama58-4
Lineage: Eukaryota; Viridiplantae; Streptophyta; Zygnematophyceae; Desmidiales; Closteriaceae
Source: the annotation of a GenBank genome assembly